AAAGAGAGAGAGGGAGAGAGAGAGAGGUAGGGAGAGAGAGAGAGAGAGAGGUAGGGAGAGAGAGAGAGAGAGCCGGUCCUGCACGGAUUACACACGCGUCUCGUCUGCAUUUACACUCUCUCUGUUCCCCACCCAAACCGGGGGGCUCCUCUGUCUCUCCGCUCUGAGGGAUGCUGAUCUGAGUGCUUCACGUUUUUUAGCCGUGUAUCUUGUGCGUGGUCACUUUUUUUCCCGUGCCGGACGCUGAUUUUGGUCCAUCCGUCGUCGGUGAAGACCUGUGGGGCGAGAUGCUGGGCUUGGACGUGUGCGAGUUUGGGGGGCAGUUUCUUGAGCUGCUCUGGCUGACAGUUUGCUACAGAGGCCUAAUGGCAGAUAAAGAGAGCACAGUCCCUGUGGGUGAGGAGGUGGAUGAGACUGACCUGAACUACAAGGCCCCCGCCCAGAAAAGCCUGCAGGAGAUCCAGGAGCUGGACAAGGACGACGAGAGCCUCAACAAGUACAAGCAGACUCUGCUGGGGUCCGGCCCUGUGGUGUCAGAUCCCACUGUUCCUAAUGUUCAAGUGACGAGGCUGACACUGAUCUGUGAUCAGGCUCCUGGACCCAUCACCAUGGACUUAACAGGUGACCUUGAUGCUUUGAAGAAGCAGAACUUCACCAUGAAGGAGGGAGUGGAUUACAGGGUGAAGAUCCACUUUAAGGUCAAUAGGGACAUUGUGUCUGGGCUGAAGUAUGUGCACUUGACCUACAGGAAAGGCCUUCGAGUGGACAAAGCUGUGUACAUGGUGGGCAGCUAUGGGCCGAGGGUGGAGGAACAUGAGUUCAUCACCCCGGUGGAGGAGGCGCCCAAAGGCAUGAUCGUCCGGGGCACCUACCACAUCAAGUCUUACUUCACAGACGACGACAAGACGGACCACCUGUCCUGGGAGUGGAACCUGCAGAUCAAGAAGGACUGGGACAGCGCGGAGUAAAGCAGCUCCCUCUCUGUCCCGCAUGCACCUGCGCCGCUGCAUAGGGCCUGACUGCAUGUAGGAAAGGUGCACGGAGAGGGGUUUACGCUGGGCUUAGCUGUGGAGCAGGGUUGGGUUCAAGAAUGUAUCUUUUGUUACUAUAUGAGGGUGAAAUUAAUGCAAAUAUAAGGACUAUUAGAGCUGGAUCAGUUUUCCCAGAGCAGGUUGUGUAAUGUAACAUGCAGGAUUUCAUUGGGUGAAGAGUUUGGGAUAAAGUGUCGGCGUAAUUUCCUCAAAUUUCUGGGACUGAAAAGUCAAAACCUGGAUGUAAACACUCAGCAGGACAGUCACAUUGUAAAACUAGACAUGCUGCAGAUUCAUACCGGAAUCCCAGAUCUCAUCCGUAAUCCCAGAUCUCAUCCGUUAUCCAUACUGGAAUCCCAGAUCUCAUCCGUAAUCCCAGAUCUCAUCCGUUAUCCAUACUGGAAUCCUAGAUCUCAUCCGUAAUCAGAGCCUGCCCUGGUAAAAUGAAUCCAGCUCCAAUAGGACUACGCAGUGCGUAAUUAUUAGGGUGUAAGGGAUGGUAGGGAAAUACACAUAUAUGUGAGGACUUGCUGGGAUUUAGAGACAAAUUUCCUAAAGAACAUGUUAUCAGCUGUGUAGACAACAGACUAAAUUCCUCGCGCCUGUAUUCUCAGGUUAGUUCGUGUUUUGAACUGUAAAUGUAUGUGUUAUGACGUCUGUAUCCUUCGCGUUUAAGGUUCUUUCCGGAGCUUCAGAGCAGAACGGUGCAUGCGUGAGUGUGAAAUGAUCGUGCAGUGGCUUCUGUACUGACUCUGUAGUCAGACCGUUGUGAAUAACUGUGGGUUUUCGCAGGGAUUAAAGGAAUAUUUCAGCGCUUUUUAACCCAGUAUCUGUUUGGCCCCCAUAUGUGUCGUACCAUUGAUUAACACAGUCAGUCAUCGUGUCACUUCAGCACCUUUUCCAUUGGCUUCUGUUAUAAGAUUAUCUUAAAUCUAGCCAAUAAAUCUAAUAUUUCUCUUGUUGAGUUUGUUGUAAACGUUUAUUAUUGUAACUCCUUUCCAAACAGUUUUUACUUGUUUUAAGCAAUUUUAUUAGGCAAAAUGAUCUCACACUAUCUUUGCAGAUCAUUUUGGUUGUUUUAAAAAAUGUGCUUGAAAUAUGCUUAUACGUUUAUUCUUGGUUAGAAAUACGCUAGAUAAUCUUUUAAUAAGUGUGCAACCAUCUUAAAAUAAGAAAUAUUACAUAUAUCAACUAGAAUUAACUUGACAAGACAAGUGUAGAGUGUCUUUCACAACUGGUCAUGGGUCCCAGUCCCAGGACUGACUGGAUAUCCAGGUUAUGCAUUUAACCCUCCUUUCCUCUAGGUGGCGCUGCUCAGCUGGCUCACUGUACUGCUCUGAUUGGGCAUAGUUAGGCCAAGAAUGGCACAUUUCCUACAGAGGACCAAUAAAGUAGAUAACAUAACAUAAUAUGCUUAUGUUAUGUAGCAAAUCAGUAGAAGGUCAGCAAAUAAACCUUAAAAGUAUUAAAAAAAUUGAAAUAAUUAUCGAGAUUGAGUAACAUCAUUUAUGAAUGAUGAAAUGCUUGUUUUCUUAGAUUCGAUGUUGUUCAAGACUAGUAGUACCCGAGUUAUACAUUAACCUAAGUGAAGCGAAUGCGUCAAAGUUGUUGGGCUCGGUGAUCGACCUUAUGCUCCAAACGCCGGUUAAAAGACGUUGGAGUAUUCCUUUAACCCUCCCUGCUGACCUCCACAAAGUGACGUGUGCUAAGUGUCGCUCGUGCCAGAGUUGUUCCCGAGGUUAACGCCAUAAUCAGACAGCAGCCCCAUGUCCAGCACUUCUGUCUUCUGUUUUUACCGAACUUGCAUUUCUUCUACUCUUUUAGCUUUCAUAUCAGGGCCUCUCAAACCUCUUUUCCACAAUGAUAAUGAAAAGAAAAGAAAAGAAGGUGUCAUUUGUGUGCUUGACAGUAUGAUAAAGAGAAAGUGACCACAUGCGUUUCUCGCUGCUGUCAGAUCAAAACCUCGUAUCUCAGAAACAGUAACUUUACAGGAGAAGGUAAAAACCUACUCCACUGUUAAUGUAAGUCAAUGGAACCAGACGUCUUUCCAAGUCGUUUUAGAUCAUUUCUGUUGGUCCAUUCAUCACGACAUUUACACACAACAUAUGGGACCAUAUGGACUUUCAAGUCAUGUCAAAACCUGAAAAACGACAAAAAUGGAGAUACGAGGUUUUGUCCCGGCAACAGCGAUUUAUGUACCUCUGCUUGUUCUAAGCCACUCUAACAGUGCCAAGCUGUGUAACAUUACACGAGGAACCUUUCAAGAAAUUAAGUAACACCGAAAAUGUAUAACAUGCAUGUGUACCGAGGCUAAAAUCAGACACGUGAGCAGAGAUUAAAAGAGACAGAGAGAGAAAAAGAUUAUCUGCUUCGUGUCUUUUGUAAUUGAUAACUGUGUAACUCCACAGUCGAAAGAUGAGUAGCCUGUUAAAAUUGACCUUAAUCAGCAGACACUCAUACCCCCUCAUAAUGUCCUGUUUUUCUAAAAGGGAUAUGGUUGUGAUCUUGUACUUAUUUUCAUAACUAGAUGUGAUCUUGGAUAUCUGUAGACUGCAUGUUACAUUUUUUACAGCCUCGUCAUAGUUUUCCAUUGUGACCUGUCAGACGUGACGGCGGGGACAGUAAGAGUCUGGUAUACGGCUUGUGAUUCAAAUAAAAUUAAAUGUCAUAGUGGAAAAUUUACUGUAUAUCUUUUCAUGCAUCUUGCAUUUUUUAAAAUAAUAAAGUCAACCAGUAAAGCUUGUCUGAA
Molecule: messenger RNA, 3780 nt
Organism: Pygocentrus nattereri (red-bellied piranha)
Lineage: Eukaryota; Metazoa; Chordata; Actinopteri; Characiformes; Serrasalmidae
Gene: arhgdig
Product: Rho GDP dissociation inhibitor (GDI) gamma
Exons: 6
Coding region: 288-968 (226 amino acids)
Biological process (GO): Rho protein signal transduction
Cellular component (GO): membrane; cytoplasm; cytosol
Molecular function (GO): protein binding; Rho GDP-dissociation inhibitor activity
Source: RefSeq, a predicted model, not a curated record